Messenger RNA from Colias croceus (clouded yellow), 4034 nucleotides. RefSeq lists its product as uncharacterized. The transcript has 7 exons. The record is from RefSeq and is a predicted model, not a curated record. NCBI's taxonomy places the organism in Eukaryota, Metazoa, Arthropoda, Insecta, Lepidoptera, Pieridae. Gene Ontology annotation, biological process: receptor catabolic process; viral budding; endosome to lysosome transport via multivesicular body sorting pathway. Gene Ontology annotation, cellular component: cytosol; ESCRT I complex. The coding region runs from base 418 to 1488 and encodes 356 amino acids.
AUUUGGUUUCAGUGUCGUGUUGGAUUGUGUUGUUUCUUCGGUUUGUGAUUGAUACUUCAACAGAAAAGUAAUAAAAUGGAAAACGAUCAAUAGUAAUUUGUUUCUCGUAAUUGUAAAGUUUAUAAAAACAUACAUCAGUGAAAUUUGCAGUGUAUUUUUGUUCUAACGACACAGCUGAUAAUUUGUUUGUGACUGCCUAUGAAUAAAAAUUAUAGCCAGUGAAAUAUCUUACAAGAUUGUGUGCACAUAUAAAUAAUAAAUCAUUGGAAUUUCCAAUUGGUCUCUAUCGAGUGAAACGCCAAUGUUGUGAUCACGGUACUCCAUACAUCAGCUGAUAACAUAAAUGUCCCCAACUCCACCACUAUAAAAGUGUUCCAAGUGUCAUAGUGUCAGUGCAAGUGUUACUAUGUUGUGAAGAUGUCGAAAGUGCUAUCAGCGCUCGGCGGGGCGCUCCCUGACGAGCGUCCUCUACUCUCGCUCCAGAUUGUGGAGAGCGUGGCCAAGUGUCCCACGGGAUAUUGGCCGGUCAGCCGCACGUAUGAUGAGGACGCUGAUGCUGGUCUGUUGCGGCAGACAGGGCUGUUUGGGAAGAAGCCGAGCCAUUAUAUCUGUCUGUCGAAGUCUGAGGGUGUACCGGGCUACGUGAUGGACGGCGUAAUGGUCCUGGGCGAGCGUGAAGCCACGCCAGCCGGGUAUAGCGUGGCGGGGCGCGCGGGCAAGCGGCGGCUGUGCACGCGCGUGUCGCGGGUGGGCACCGCGCCCGCGCCCGCCGCGCCCGCACCGCCCGUCACUGACGUCAUCGUGUGCUCGCGUAUGAGGACCGCGCCACAGGGGUUCUUGCUAGCUGGCGAAAUAAACGGCAAAGUGGUCUGCUACAAAGUGAGCGGCGGCAGCGGGGAGACGUCGCCCACACACCACUCGGAGUACGAGAAUGUCAUAUCCAACAUCACACCUGAAGCCAAUAGGAGUGCAGCCUCGACUAAAUUCAAACAUUUCAAAUUGUUAUGGCACGGAUGUUCACGAUUAAGGCCCGUUCCCGAGCGGCCACCGAAACUGUCCCCACUGGUCACAGAACUGAACAACUUGAACCUCAAAUCGCCAAGCACUUAUCCGAAAAUUGAAGAGUUCACUACCGACCAUGAUUACGAAGCCCUAAGUCCGUCUUACAAUCUGAAGCCGGCUAGGCCUGCGCCCCGGCCGCCGAAGUCCCCAAUACCCUGCUUAGUGGGUAGUCCGGGGGUAAAUUCCCCCCAUUCUCCCCAUUCCCCGCACGGAAGGAAGAAAGGCCCCGCACCGUUGCCACGGGUUACCAACUACCAGACGCUUGGAGGGUAUAAUGGCUUAGAGGGAGUGCCGUUUGUACUGAAUUCGAAGUUGAGAGGGCUGCCCAGUGAUGCUUUGGGUCAAAUACCAGUAAUAACGAAACGGUCUCGUUUCGACCUAGACAGAGAUUACGCUUACACGUUCACAGUGGAGCGGCAGACGUGAGACUAAUAUAUAAUAAUAAUGUUUUAUAUGUAUAUUUUACCGGCUUAUAGAUUUUUCUGGAUUGUUGGUCAAUAUCCUCCAGAAAAAUAAGUUUUUUUAUGGAUACAAAAGGAAUUCUUUAGUUUUCCAGAAAUAAAUGCACACUUCUCGUACAAUAGUAUUCAAUACGUAAUGUCGUAUUUAUCUGUUUUUCACAAAAAAAAAUGUUUUUUUUAAAUGUUUAUAGAACAUUUUUAUUGUUUAAAGUUGUGUAGUUUUCUGCAUUCCUGUUACAAUAUAGUGAUCAGAUUAUUAUAUGAAAUAAUAGUAAUUGUUAACUUUUUAAAAUAAAAACUUCGCCUUAUUUUAUUUAUUAAUCGAUAGUCAAUAAUAUAUGUAUGUCACAAUGUAAUACUCAAUUUGAAAAAUGUUUUAUAUGAAUUAAAAUUGGCUUAUUUUUUUAAGCAUUAAAGUUAAAAAUCGUGUUGGGAAUGAUAUUACGGAAACGGGAUUUUUAACAGUUUCUGAAUUAGGUUAUAAAAUUGGUUAGUUUCCAACGAUGUAUGUUGACAUACAUAAAUAUUGUAUUGAGUUUUUCUUGCCAUACGUCAAAAAGGAAUAAAAUAUAUUAUGUCUGGUAACCCUAUACGUUUAUUGAUGAAUUUCUCUUAAAAUUUUAAUAUGACAAUUUCAUUAAAAAAAUUGGUCAAUAAUUACAUGAUUUACUAUUAAGAUUUUUUUAAACAUAUCGUGGUAUAGGUACUGCAGGGUCCAGCAAAUGUGAUUAUGUACGGAGUGAGCGACAAGACUGACGGUUGCUAAUGUAAAGUGAUUGAAAUUUCAAUAGCUCGGUGUUGCCAUCUUGCGGAAUUUUACGAAAAUUAAAUGACUUUUUAAUCUGUGCUUGGGGUGAUUCUAUUGUGGUUUCUAACAAAGCGUGCUUAUUGUAUAUUUACAAUUUUAUUUUAUACAUUAAAUAUAAAAUCGACCCUAUAUUCUAUGUGAGCUUUUUAAAAUGAAACUUCAAGGUUUUCAAACGUGUUUGUAACUUUUUUCUACGCUACUGUCCCGUCCAUAUUUUUGGAAUAAUGAAAUAUCUCAGUCAGCUUCACAGUUUUUUUAGUGUAUAAAAACGAAAAACGAAAUAUUUGCUAUCAUUUAUUUUGCACGUAUGGGGGAAGUUGUUAGAGUGGUCUUGAAUUUCUACUAUAAUGUAGACUUUUUUGGUAUUUUUACGAAAUUCUUAAUUGUAUAUGAGAACUAUAAUUUUAUUAAACGUGCCAAUUUAAGAGUAGUCAUGGUGGUAUCUAAUUAAAUGAUUCUGAUUCAAAUAAUUAAUCACCAAUCAAAAACAUCACCAAUAGUUAAGAUUUAAUGUAGUGUAAAAGGUGAAAAAGCCAGCCAAUAUUGUUCCUAGUCAGAUCGGUAUACAAUAAAAUGGUAACGUAUUUAAGAUGGUAACACUUACGAAAUUUUAAUAUCUCGUCAUCAAUUUACACUUGAAGCUUCACAUUCAGCUCAAAUGUUCGAACGUUGUAUAUAUUAUAACUUUUUAUACAAAUAUUUUAGUUGUAUAAAAUGAAAUGAAUAAAAAAUAUGAAAUUAUGGAUAAUGUUUUUCAUGUUUUAAUGAUUACGGCUUUUUGUUUGGCGCAUGUUAGGGUUAAUUUUACUGCUAUUUUAUACUAAGAAGCAUAUCCAAUAUUAGCAAUGAUUUCCGUGUCUAUCGUGGUGCGCACUUUACAGUUAUAAUUAAUACAUAUACAAGGAAGUUAAAUAAAAUAUAACAUUGGGUUGUGAUCACAUUGCCCAAGUACGCUCUUUUCUGUGCUCUGUAAAUUUGUCAAUUUUUUUGUACAUAUCUAUUGUAUUAGCUAUAGUUUUUGUAUUAGACAAAUAUUAUUUUUACAUUUUUUCUUAUAAUGAUGUGACGAUAUUCGUUGAAUAGGAGUGAAUUAUUUCAUCGACAUUUAAUUUUAUUAGCUGUAAUUAGCUUUUAUGAGUGUAACCAAUAGGAGCUCAUGUGUUAAUGCAAGUUGCUGUGAACUGGCAAUACUUUUAAUAUAAAAUAUAAAAUAAAAUUUUAAAGUAUUGUUAAAUACGUUUAUCUGAUAAAAUUAAUUUCAAGGAAAAUUUAAAAGUGUAAUCAGUUCACAGUUAUACAUUGUUACCUUAACGAAAUAAAUAUUAUACUGAAAUCUAGGAAUAAAAAGUAUACCUAGUUAUCUAGAAUCUGGGGCCUUAGACAAAGUAACAAUUACAAAACGAUAACGAAGUUAGAAAUCGCAAAAAUAUAUGGGAUUGACAUUAGAUAGACCACGUGAUCUAACGCGGCGUAUGUCAAUCCCAUACAUUUUUGCCUUUUCUAACUUCGUUAUCGUUUUUUAAUUGUUACUUUGUCUAAGGCCCCUGUUCACAAGUUACUCGAUUCUAUACAAUGACCUGUUUAUGAAAUUAUUUGUAAAUAUUUUAUAUCGAACCGUAAUGUUAUUAGAAUACGCUUGUAAUGAAUUGUAUCUCAUAAUUUUGUUUAGUAAUUAACAGAAAAUAUAAAUUAUUGAAUUUGUA